AUGAAGCGCCGGCGUGCCUUCCCGUUGGCAUGCGGUGGCGUCCUUUUGACAGCCUCUUCCUGGCACGCAUCGCCGGGCUUUGCGCUGCCACGAGCCCCUGUGGAGGUUCCCUCCUCCUUCACGGCGCAAUUUUCAGUGCUGCCGGAGAACUUCUCGUGGGAGGAGUUCGUGCAAGCGUCGCAGCGGCCAGUGCGGCCGUGCGUGCGCUUGAAUCCUCUGAAAGGUGGCGACGUCCGAAGUGUCCGGUGCCUGGGAGCCGCGAAUGCUUGGCGGCUCGCAGACCCUGUGCCCUGGGCUGCUGAUGGCUACUGGGUCCAGCCCUUGAAGCCCAAUGUUUUCUCAUUCGAAGAAGAGAAGGAGGAGCUGCCUUCUGCCUGGGCGAAGCUUGCAGCCAAAAAGGCGCCAAAGAAGGGGAAGCGACGGCUCACAGCAGAGGCUGAUGCUGCACGCCCCCACGCGCCAAGUACUGUCAGCUGGUCCAAGGAUGGUGCAGCCCUGCUUGGCCGAGUCUACGUGCAGGAGGCAUCGUCCCUGCUGCCCGUAGCAGCACUGCGCGACGCAGUGGGGGACACCCCGCCGGCAAGUUUCCGUGUCCUGGACCUUGCGGCCGCCCCGGGUGGGAAGACGAGUGCUAUCGCCGCCUGGCUAGCACCGAGCAGCGGCGCAGUGGUGGCGAACGAGCCGAACAUCGACCGCUGCAAGGCGCUGGUGGAGAACCUGCUCCGCACCGGUUCGAUGCCCUGGGCCGCCGUCACCCAGAUGGAUGGGCGCAGCUGUGGCAAGGCUUGGCCCGAGGCCUUCGAUGCCGUCCUCCUUGAUGCACCUUGCUCGGGGGAGUCGCUCACCAGACGAGGUGAAGACUUUGCUUCGUCAUUGGAUCAGUCGCCGGCGUACAUAGAAGGACUGUCCAAACUUCAACGACAGCUCAUCUCGUCUGCCUACCAGGCGCUGCGUGUUGGUGGUGUGCUGGUCUACAGCACAUGCACCUUGAACAUUAAAGAGAACGAGGAAGUGUGCCACUUCCUGGAAGAGUCUUUUCCGGGAGCCGUGGAACGGCUGCCCCUGGACGGACUGCCAGGCACAGAGUCCAUGCAGACGGUGGAUGGAUGCCUGAGAUGCUGGCCGCAGCUCUCGGAUACGCAGGGCUUCUUCGUGGCCCGCUUCCGGAAAACGGCAGCGCACUCUGAGGUUGCGAAGGCCGUCCCUGGCGACAGCAAAGUUCUCUCGCCUCUCAGCAGCCGCGAGGCCUUGGCCGUGAAGCGUGCCUUCCUCAACGCGUUCGGCGAUUGCCCUGGCUUAGACGGCUCAAGGCUCCGCCGGCGGAAGAAGGAGGUCUGGCUCCUCCCCGAGGUGCUGCAGGACCUUCCUUUCUCCGGGCCCCGGCGCGUGGGCAUUCGCAUGGCGAUGACACGCAGGCAGGCAGCCAAGUUGUGCGAACUGUCGGUUUCCCUCCUUCCUCCUGCAAGGCAUGACCUGUCCUAUCCUGCUCACAUGGAGUGGGCCAGGGGCUGA
This is a messenger RNA of Symbiodinium sp. CCMP2592, 1512 nucleotides long. The record is from the annotation of a GenBank genome assembly. NCBI's taxonomy places the organism in Eukaryota, Dinophyceae, Suessiales, Symbiodiniaceae.